Molecule: messenger RNA, 1269 nt
Organism: Caenorhabditis sp. 36 PRJEB53466
Lineage: Eukaryota; Metazoa; Nematoda; Chromadorea; Rhabditida; Rhabditidae
Source: the annotation of a GenBank genome assembly
AUGAUAUUUCUCAUCAACUCGACGUCGUCGCCUCCGCCCUACCAUCUAUGGGUUCCGUUUUACAUUUUCAACGGCCACGAGUACCGUAACCCGAUCAUCGCCUUCUUGAUCUGUCUCGAGUUUAUUCUCUCGCUGUUCUGUGUAUUCAUCACCAUAAAAUUGACGAUUUACAUUUGGAAAAUCCGCGUUUUCCACGUGAACAUGAGCACUCUGGCGAUCGCCUACAUCUCCCAGUACCUCGAGUGUUUCGUCGGAAAAACGGUGCUCACUCUCCAUCAAAACGGUUUUUAUCAUGUUCCAGGUGCGUGUAUUGUGCACAAUUCGCCAGUUCAUCGGCUAUUUCAGGUGUGCCCGCGGACAGAAAGUACACAAACUGGUGGACGGACGAUUGUGACGAGAUUCCGGUGCUCGGCGCGUCGGCCGACGCAUUUCCGCUCUUUUUCGGCGGAUUUCUGAUAUGGCACUAUAUGUAUUCGAUGGUCGGCAUCGCUUUUUCGUUUUGUGUCGAGAGGAUGUUGGCGACGGUGUUGUCCGGGUGAGCAUCAGAGUUGACGCUGACCGUAACCACGACGUUUGCAGCAACUACGAGCAGCUCAACCGCACCUACAUCUCCCUUUUAAUCCUUGCCACGUCACACACCUCAACCCUCUACCUCAGCUAUCAAACGUUCUACGAACACGUACAAAUGGUGCCUACCGUCAUCGCAUGCAUGGUUUGCCUCAUCAUUUCUUGUCUGGUAGGAGAGUUUUGAGCAGGAAAAACGAUGAGAUUCGGGUUCAGAUGUUCGUGGUGACGUUGCUGAUGAAUCAGAAGAUCAACAAACUUCAGACCACCAACAGCCGACACUUUUACACGUUGGCCUACCGGUUUCAGGUGAAGGAGAACAUAAAAGCGUUGAAGGUAGGCGAGCCGAUGAUGGAUGACCGACAAUAUUUGUGUUUUCGUGUCCAGCUCGCCCAACGCGUCAUCCUCUGCAUCGCCUUUUACGUUUUCCUCAAUCUCAUCCUCCUCUCCACCGUUUUCUUUAACGUUUUCGAGCAUUUCAACGAGCCGCUCAUUUUUCUGCUCGAAAAUUGCAUCUACCUGAACCCGCUGCUCAUCUGCCCGAUCGUCUUCUACUCGAUAGAUCCGUGGCGGAAGGCGUUGCUCCGCGAGUUGCCCGUGCUCAAAGUGUUCGGGCGGUCCGAAAAGCCGCCGGAGAGCGGUCAUCAUCAGACCUCCGAUCUCUACUUUACUCAGCUUCAAACAUCGUGGCGGAAGAGCUCCUAG